AUGCACGCCACCGAUCCGCCAAGGCCUUCGAAUAUGAUAGAAUCGAUGAGGUCAAGAGGGAAUGCUCUUCAAUCUUGCCUCCCGAUUUCGAUCAUAAACGUUACGGAAAUCAAUUGUACAGACUUCCAGAAAAAUUGUCGUUCGUUAAUGGAGAUUGGUGGCAGGAUUUGGAUAAGGCUCCACUUAUUCCAUAUGAUGACAAACCAAAUGGCUUUUUUGGAUCACAGUUCGCCAUUCAACUUGAUUUCUUUCUGGAUUACUGACGUGGACGAUGCUCAUCGGUCCAACAAUUCAGUUAACAUCAAUGGCGUUUUGCAGCUGAGCGUAAUGACGGGGGAAUUAUUCACUUCAAAACCCUAUGAGCGAUAUCCGAUGUUUAACAUGUAUCCGGGGAAUUCAGAGUUACGAAUGUCGUUCCAAGGUAUUGUAACCUAUACAGAAGAGAACAAUGGUGAGAUUGUAAUGUGUUUACUUGGAAACGCAGUGUUACCUUCUCGUGGCCCCGACCCAAAUAACCCAUGGAGAUGGGUUAAAGAACCCGGGUACAUAAACCAGCCACCACACAUCCACGAUGACCGAAUUUUGAUGCUUGUUCAUUACCCGGAUACGUUUACAGUGAAGAAAAGAGGCAUCUAUGGUAGCUUGAAAAGUUUAAACCCAAAAUCCAGCCAAAAGUACUUUGAAGAAAUACACAUUUCUGCUUCGUUAAGUCGUUCUGCAAACUACGAGUUUAGUUCUGAAAAGCUUGUAUCCAACUUCAAAGCGUGUGAAACCAGUUUCGCAGAUAAAGAUCUUGGUACCUUGAAAGGGGCUAACAUUUGUUGUAAACUUGAGCAUUUUUUAAGGGAAGAUCCUCUGACCGUUGUGCCGAAUUGGAGAUGUAACGGGACCGAAGACUUUUGCAGCAAGUUGGGUCCGUUUGAGUCGGAUGCAAGCAUAAAAGAGACUAAUGGAAGCUUUAAAGGCGUAGCACUUCAUCUUCAAGAUAUUCGAUGUGAAAAACCCUGUUCGGAGACAGAAAGUAAACAUGGUGGAUCUGUGAAGGUUGCUAUGGUUAUUAGAGUGGGUCCGCCUUCAGAUGAUAUUUAUUAUACUACAAGACAGAGAACUGGGGUGAAGAAGAUGACGCUUUUAGCUGAAGGAGUGUGGGAUCCGUCGAGUGGACAGCUUUGCAUGGUUGGUUGUCGUGGAGGUGGAAAUAAAGAAGGAGAUGGUUGUGAUUCUCGUAUCUGUUUAUACACUCCGCUCAUGUUUUCCAUCAAACAAAGAAGCGUCAUUCUCGGAAGCAUUUCGAGUAUUGAAGAGAGUAAUAUGUCUUAUUUUCCUUUAUCGUUUAAGAAACGAGUGGAUUACGCACAAGAGCUAUCAUUUAAUCAGUACUAUUACUACUCCAAGAUCGAAUUAGCACAAGCUGUUGUUGAAAAACACGAGCGUUACAGCUUCGAAACCGUGAUCAAGAAGAGGUUCUUAAGUUUCCCAACAGUCAAACUUCCAGAAUCUCUUGAUUCUUUUCUAAAUGGCCUGUCUCUUCUAAAAAAAGAUCUCACCUUUUACCACCCAGCGUCCACGCAAGGUCGUUCUCGCUCACAGCCCUAUGUGGAAAUAGAGAUUCUAUCGCUUGGGCCUUUGUUCGGAAAGUACUGGACUCUGCAAAAUGAUUCAAUCAUAAGAGAAGACACUCCUUUGAAUGUAUCAGCUCAGCUUAGUGUCACUGGAGCCAACUAUGGUAACUUUUCUGAAGUUUUCGUAGAAGGUUUGUAUCAUCCAAUUGUCGGGAAAAUGUAUCUUGUUGGUUGCAGGGAUGUAAGAGCCUAUUCCAAGCUUUUAUACGAAAGUACUACAGAUCUUAAAGACGGGUUUGACUGUUUGAUAGAAGUCGUGGUGUCGUAUCCUCCUACCACAAACCACUGGCUUGUGAACCCAACUCCUAGGGUUUCGAUAACAAGUCAAAGGAACAAUCUCGAUCCAUUGUUUUUCACACCCAUCAAUCUUCAAACCGUCCAACUAACGUAUCAGGAUCAACGUGAAGACAUUGGUAGUUCCAAUCGAGGUGGCGAUGGUACCUUACAGGUUCUUACGCCUUUAAUAGGAAUCUGUUGCAUUUUGAGCCAGCUUUUUUACAUUAAACAGAACUUGGACUCCGUUCAUUACGUUUCGCUUGUGAUGAUUGCCAUACAAGCACUUGGGUACGGCUUUCCACUAGUUACAGGAGUCGAAUCGCUUGUUGAUUUGAAUGAAUCGCUUCUUGAUUUGAAUGAAAGCUCUUCUACUUAUAUGAUGAAUCAAAGAAUUCAGGUUAUAGAUUACAUGUUCAAGAAGAUUCUUGUACUGAUUUCAUUCUUAUUAACACUCGGACUCUACCAAAAAGUUUGGAGAUCCCGGAUCCGAUCACUUAGCCAUCAUAUGCCAUCCGACCGUCCAAUUCUCCUCAUUACAAUCUUUAUCCACGUGUUUGGGUUUGGGUGGUUUCUCAUCGUACAAAAGCUACAAUCAUGGCUGGUCGGACUCGAUGUGUACUUAGGGCUGGUACAAGAUUUAUUUUUGCUUCCUCAAGUUAUUGGGAACUUGAUAUGGGCAGAUCGAUUGCAAACCACUGCGGAAAUCAUACUUUCUUGGGUUAACGGUGAUUCGACUCCUCCCUCAUGUUUAUGCUUACAGAUCAUUGACAAAUUUAUAUCAUUCUUCUGCUAA
Messenger RNA from Lactuca saligna, 2691 nucleotides. The record is from the annotation of a GenBank genome assembly. Lineage: Eukaryota; Viridiplantae; Streptophyta; Magnoliopsida; Asterales; Asteraceae.